CCGUCAUCCACUUUACGAGCAGCUCUACGAGAACAUACCCAUUUCCCCCGGGACUGUAUCACCUUGAGAGAAAUGGGAUUUUCAGCGAUAAAUGCAUCGGCGCUGGCCAUCCCCGCUAUUGAUGAGGCGUUCGCGGCGGAACCCUCUUUGAAGAGCCGUAUUUAUGAUGCGAUCGGUGCGUUACUAGUCUGUCAGGGAAAAAAAAAGGAAAAGAACAAAACCCCCAAAAAAAGACAAUACAUUGACCAUUCUAUUGUCUUCAUUUUUUACAGGCUCUACACCGCAACAAGCGCCUCUCUUUGAGGAUAUCGCUCGAUACACAUGUACAUUGUUGGCCAGGGAUGCAGGCUCAUCCCUCCAACUCGCACACGAAGCGGCCAACGACGGUCCCGCAGUGAAGAAACGAAAACUGCAGAAUGGCGAUGCGGUAGGAAGCAGUGCGUCAGUAGCGGUAGACCUCAAUACAGAUUCCUCACUGCAGUUCUACAUGAAAGACGUCUCUUUCGCCGUGCCGCAGCGGAAGAAGCUGACGCUGGAACUGACCGCCGGGCGCGGUUACCUUCGAGCAAGGAAUCAAACGUCGAAAGAUGUUGAGUUUGGAGUGCCAAUCGACAAGAUACAACACGUCGUUUGUCUCCCCGUACCGGAAAAGAACCAGCGGCAGUUCAAUCUCUGCGUGAUCCCCCAGUAUGGCGAUGGGAUAAAUCCACCGCCGGAAGGCGAAGCAGCGCUGGAAUCAAUGGUGUGGACGAUUCCUGAUGGACCUGCGAAGGCCGCGUAUUCGGGAACCGGGCAGCAGAUUGGCAACAACAGUGAUGAGAAAGCCGAGAGCCUAGUCCGGCGGGUUUUGAACGAGAAUCUGUCGCAGAUAAAGGUUGUUGGUCCAGAUGAGAGGGAGUUUGUGAGCGCCAUUCCGGAGGCUCAUCGAAAGGGAGAGAAGGUGUAUCAUGUUAAGGCCUUUCGUGGGAGCAAAGAAGGCUACCUAUUCUUUCUGUCUACGGGCAUAUUUUUCGGAUUCAAGAAACCGUUGCUAUUCUUCGCGUUUGAGAACAUCGAAUCAAUCUCGUACACUUCCGUUCUGCAGAGGACCUUCAAUUUGAAUGUAGUUGCACGCCCCACGACUGGGUCCAGGGAUGAGACGCAGGAAUUUGAAUUCUCGAUGAUCGACCAGGCGGACUACAGUGGCAUCGAUGCCUACAUCAAGAGACACGGCCUGCAGGAUGCCAGUCUGGCGGAAGCGCGGCGGGCGAAAAAAUACCAGGGCAAUGGGACGAAACCCGACCAUCGUGGUGAGGGUGCAGUGAAGGAGGAGGAAGUGGAGGAAGAAAGCGAGCUACAGAAGGCUGAGCGCGAGCUGGAGGACUUGGAGGAUGAAGAGGAGGAUGAUUACGACCCGGGUAGCGAUGGGGACAGUGAUGGGAGUGGCACCAGCAGCGAAGACGAGGAAGAUGAUGGAGAGGGAGAGCACGAAGAAGACGAGGAAGGGGACCUUGUGGCGGACGAACUUGGUAGUGAAGCGGAAGAGGUAGCGGCAGAUGAGCAAUGAUGAUGAGGAUGUUCUGUGGUCAACGUCCCGGAUUCAUGCGUGGCUGUUCUAGUAGUACCAAAUAUAGAAGCAUGGAGGUGAUACAUCACAAGCAGACAGGAAGGAAUGCUAUGGCCGGUUUAUCUGGGAUCCAGGAUAUAGUGGCAAUUGUCUUUGCCUUUUGCUGUGGAAGAGUCGAGUAUCUCCAGCGUGUUCUCUACAGACUGUACGGGUAGAUAACCAGCUUACCUAGGUAUACACCGUACAGUAUGACAAGAAUAGCAGUGAAA
Molecule: messenger RNA, 1815 nt
Organism: Monascus purpureus
Lineage: Eukaryota; Fungi; Ascomycota; Eurotiomycetes; Eurotiales; Aspergillaceae
Source: the annotation of a GenBank genome assembly